Messenger RNA from Suncus etruscus (white-toothed pygmy shrew), 3374 nucleotides. RefSeq names its product CD163 molecule (gene CD163). The transcript has 15 exons. NCBI's taxonomy places the organism in Eukaryota, Metazoa, Chordata, Mammalia, Eulipotyphla, Soricidae. The record is from RefSeq and is a predicted model, not a curated record. Gene Ontology annotation, cellular component: membrane. The coding region runs from base 10 to 3351 and encodes 1113 amino acids.
GAACUCAAAAUGAUAUUACAUGACAACUCUGGAAUCUCUGACUUCAGAAGAUGUUUUUUUCUUUUGAGUCCCUUCACAAUUGUUGUGGUCUCUGUUCUCAGUGCCUGUUGGAUUACUACUUCUCUUGGAGAAGCAGACAAGGAGCUGAGGCUGGUGGCUGGAGAAAACAACUGUACUGGGAGAGUUGAGGUGAAAGUUCAAGAACAGUGGGGAACCGUGUGCAAUAAUGGCUGGGGCAAAGAAGAGGUCUCCGUGAUUUGUAGGCAGUUGGGAUGUCCAACUGAGAUCCAAGCUGCUAGUUGGAGUAAUUCCUCUCAAGGCUCUGGACCCAUUUGGAUGGAUCAUGUUUCUUGUGGAGGAAAUGAGUCAGCUCUCUGGGACUGCAAACAUGAUGGAUGGGGAAAACAUACAUGCUCUCACCAACAGGACGCUGGAGUAACAUGCUCAGAUGGAUCCAAUGUGGAGAUGAGACUGAUGGAUGGAGGUAACCCGUGUACUGGAAGAAUAGAGGUCAGAUUCCAAGAAAAGUGGGGAACAGUAUGUGAUGACAGUUUCUCCAUACAUCAUGCUUCUGUGGUUUGUAAACAACUUGAAUGUGGAAGUGCUGUCAGUUUCUCUGGUUCAGCUCAUUUUGGAGAAGGCUCUGGACCAAUCUGGUUUGAUGACCUUGAAUGCAUUGGAAAUGAGUCAGCUCUCUGGAACUGCAAACACCAAGGAUGGGGGAAGCAUAAUUGCCGUCAUUCUGAGGAUGUUGGAGUAAUCUGUUUAAAAGGGGCAGAUCUGAGACUGAGAGUGGUAGAUGGUGUCAACAAUUGUUCAGGAAGAUUAGAAGUGAAAUUUCAAGGAGAAUGGGGCACAGUAUGUGAUGAUCGAUGGGAUAGUAAGGAUGCUGCUGUGACAUGUAAGCACCUGGGAUGUCCCACUGCCCUCACUGCCAUUGGUCGAGUAAACGCCAGCGAGGGCACAGGAAAUAUUUGGCUGGACAAUGUUUCCUGUGAAGGACAUGAGUCUGAGCUCUGGAUGUGUGGACACCAGGAAUGGGGAAAACAUUACUGCAAUCAUCAGGAAGAUGCUGGUGUGACAUGCUCUGAUGGAUCAGAUGUGAACCUGAGGUUGAUAGGUGGAGGCAGUCGCUGUGCUGGGACAGUGGAGGUGGAAAUUCAGAAACUGUUAGGGAGACUGUGUGACAGAACCUGGAAUCUGGAACACGCAAAUGUGCUUUGCAGGCAGCUGCACUGUGGCUCUGCUCUCAAACUAUCCUAUCAAGUUUAUUCCAAAGUCCCUCCAGCAAGCAUGUGGAUGUUUCUUAGCACGUGUGAAGGCAAUGAAACUUCUCUUUGGGACUGCAAGGAUUGGCAAUGGGGUGGACUUCCCUGUGAUCUCUACAGGGCAGCUCAAGUCACCUGCUCAGCCCACAGGGAAGUCAGGCUGGUCGGAGGUGACAUUCCCUGCUCUGGUCGUGUUGAAGUGAAGCACGGAGAUGCCUGGGGCACAGUCUGUGAUUCUGACUUCUCUCUAGAAACUGCCAAUGUGGUGUGCAGGGAAUUACAGUGUGGGGUCGCCAUCUCUAUUCUUGGGGGAGCUUACUAUGGAAAAGGACAAGGAAGUAUCUGGUCUGAAGAAUUCCAGUGUGAGGGAAAUGAGUCCCAUCUUUCCCUCUGCCCAGUAGCACCUCGUCCAGAUGGAGUUUGUGAUCACAGCAGGGAUGUUGGAGUGAUCUGUUCAAGAUUCACUGAAAUCCGCUUGGUGAAUGGCAAAUCCCAAUGUGAUGGACAAGUAGAACUCAAGAUGCUGGGGUCUUGGGGUCCCCUCUGCAACACUCAGUGGGACAUGGAAGACGCCCACGUUUUGUGCCAGCAGCUUAAAUGUGGAGUUGCCCUUUCUAUCCCAGGAGGGUCGCAUUUUGGGAAAAACAGUGUUCAGGCCUGGAGACAUAUGUUCCACUGUACUGGCAUUGAAAAGUCCUUAGGAGAUUGUCCAGUAGUAGCUCUGGGUGCACCGCUCUGUUCGGCAGAGCAAGUGUCCACUGUCAUCUGCUCAGGAAAUAAGAGUCACACAUUAUUCCCCUGCAAUUCCUCAACUUCACUCCCAACAAGCUCUCCCAUGUCAGAAGAAAGAUCUUCUGCCUGCAUAGGGAGUGGUCAACUCCGUCUGGUAAAUGGAAGCAAUCGCUGUGCAGGGAGAGUAGAGAUCUACCAUGAGGGAUCCUGGGGGACAGUCUGUGAUGACAGCUGGGACCUGAGUGAUGCCCAUGUGGUGUGCAAACAGCUGGGUUGUGGUUUGGCCAUUAAUGCCACCGAUUCUGCUCAUUUUGGGGAAGGAACAGGUCCCAUUUUGCUGGAUGAGAUCCAUUGUAAUGGAAAAGAGUCUUUUCUUUGGCAAUGCCAUUCCCAUGGCUGGGGAAGGCACAAUUGCCGACAUAAGGAGGAUGCAGGAGUAAUUUGUUCAGAGUUCAUGUCUCUAAGAGUGGUCAGCAAAUCCAGCAAAGACACCUGUACAGGACGUCUAGAAGUUUUUUACAAUGGAGUUUGGGGCAGCAUUGGCAAAAGUGGCAUAUCUGCAACCACUGUGAAAGUGGCAUGCCAGCAGCUGGGCUGUGGGGACAAUGGGACCAUCAGCUCUGCCUCUUCAGACAAGAUAAUACCCCGUCACAUAUGGGUGGACAAUGUUCAGUGUCCAAAAGGACCCAACACAUUAUGGCAGUGCCCAUCAUCUCCAUGGAAGCACAGACUGGCUAAGCCUUCAGAGGAGACCUGGAUCAAAUGUGACAGUAAUAUCAGACUUCGAGGAGGAAACACUACUUGCUCUGGACGUGUAGAGAUCUGGCAUCGAGGUUCCUGGGGAACCGUUUGUGAUGAUUCAUGGGACAUUAAAGAUGCAAAGGUGGUGUGUGGGCAACUAGGAUGUGGCCCAGCUGUGGAGGCCCUAAAAGAAGCGGCCUUUGGUCAGGGGACUGGCCCCAUAUGGCUCAGUGGAGUGAAGUGUAAAGGAAAUGAGUCUUCCUUGUGGGAUUGUCCUCCAGGAACCUGGGGACACAGUGACUGUGGGCACAAGGAAGAUGCUGCAGUGAUAUGCAGGGGUGAGUUUCAUGAAUGUGGAUUAAGUUUAGAAUCUCUGGAAGCAAAGAGAGGUCAUGCAGUCCUUAUUGUCUUUGGUAUCCUUGGGAUUAUUCUCUUGGUGUCUCUUAUGGUAUUCCUCCUGUGGACUCUGAAGCAAAGACAGAGACAGCGACUUGCAGUUUUCACUAGAGGAGAGAAUUCUGUCCACCAAAUCCAAUACCGAGAAAUGAAUUCUUGUCUGAAGGAAGAUGAUCUGAACCUGCUGACUCCCUCAGACUUGAUAAAGACUUGAUAAAGACUGAACGAGAACGGAAC